Messenger RNA from Formica exsecta, 4666 nucleotides. RefSeq names its product E3 ubiquitin-protein ligase MARCH6 (gene MARCH6). Lineage: Eukaryota; Metazoa; Arthropoda; Insecta; Hymenoptera; Formicidae. Gene Ontology annotation, cellular component: endoplasmic reticulum membrane. The coding region runs from base 696 to 3635 and encodes 979 amino acids. The transcript has 8 exons. The record is from RefSeq and is a predicted model, not a curated record. Gene Ontology annotation, molecular function: zinc ion binding.
GAAACUGGAAGUAGCAGUAGCGAGCAGUAGCAUUUUUCAAUAUUUUGCAUAACAAUUUUCGAUUUGAUUGAUUUGUGUUUUUAUUCGAGUACACGUAAGUAUAGAGAGUAUCGCAUCGCAUUAUUUUAACGAAGAGCAGAGAUGUUUCGCGCGAGAAAUUAACGUACGUAUUGGAUAAUGUGAUCUCUAUUUUGUAAAUCAUACUUUUUUCCACGGCCAACAUGACCAAAGAAUUUACGAAACAUAGCGACAUAGCUUCGUAAUAUCGGAUAUGAAUUGUAAUUGCUAAUGGCGUGAUUAUGCUCAACGAUUGUACAUGUUAUUUCCUAUGUACAUAAAGAUUUCACAUGUGUCAUUGAGCGACUGUUAUGUCAUAUCGCUUUAAGCUGAUUGUCCUUUUUUCGCCUUAAAAUUGCAGAUCUCUAAUUCGACUUUUGAGAUUGAUUUUUCUUUCCAUGUGCAAAUAUGAGCCACACCAUGUACAUCUGUUUUUUAAAAUCCUUUUUCGAAUGAUUUAAAUUUUCAUUGAGAAGUCGGGGAAAAAUAUGCUUGUUUCAUAAAUAAGUAGCGCUGAUGUCACGUCUUAUUUUAUAUAAAAUCUUCUGAAAUAUCACAAGAUGGGAUAUUACAAUUGUCGAUAAAAGAUCACUUCUGAUUUCCUACUCGUGAUACGUGUUUUUUUCCCAAUACCAAACAUGACGGAGGACAUGUUGGGUGCAGAUAUUUGCAGGGUCUGUCGAUCCGAAGGCCUUGCAGACAGACCUUUGUUUCAUCCUUGCAUUUGCACGGGUAGUAUCAAAUGGAUACAUCAAGAGUGUCUGGUUCAAUGGAUGCGUUACUCGCGUAAAGAGUACUGCGAACUAUGCGGCUAUCGCUUCUCGUUUACACCUAUAUAUAGUCCAGACAUGCCGCGCCGUUUACCGCUAAGAGAUGUUGUAGGUGGUUUAUUUUCAAGUAUUGUCACUGCUGUCAAGUACUGGUUACAUUAUACACUAGUGGCGAUUGCAUGGCUAGGAAUUGUUCCUUUAACCGCGUGCCGCACAUACAGAGCUCUUUUUAGCGGUCCUCUUGAUUUAGUUCGAAUAAUGUCGUUACCGAUGGAUAUGCUCUCCACUGAAAAUAUAUCAUCGGAUGUAUUUCAUGGUUGUUUUGUAGUUACUUGCACUUUAUUUGCGUUUAUCGGUUUAGUAUGGUUACGCGAACAAAUUUUACACGCGGGUGGUCCUGACUGGCUCGAAAGAGACAAUGUGCAGUUGCCCCCGGUCGACAAUCCACCGCAAGCAAACGCACAACAGCCACAGCAACCUCAAGAACAACGUGCCAUGCCGCAAGAAGUUCAAGACAACAAUAAUGUCCCUCCUUUUGUUGAUCCACCUAUUCCGCAAGAGGGAGAGUUACGUAACGAAGAUCAACGUCCUGUGUAUCAAGAAGUGGCAGAAAACUUGGUUAAUAAUCCACGAAUUGGCGAACCCGAAGAUCUAAUGAGAGAUGUACAAGCACCAAUUCCUCCUGCACCACCUCUUCCAAUUAGAGAUGAACUUGGUGCAGACGGCGCACAAGUGAAUGCUGCAGGUGGUGAACGUUGGGCGAGAGGGCACGCGGUACAAGCACAUGUGGUAGGACAAGCACAGGGUGAAGCUGAGGAAGCAAAUUGGAAUCCUAUGGAGUGGGAUAGACCUGCUGAGGAACUAACAUGGGAACGUCUCUUAGGAUUGGAUGGGUCCCUCGUCUUUCUCGAACAUGUCUUCUGGGUUGUAUCCCUAAAUACUUUAUUUAUCAUGGUAUUUGCUUUCUGUCCCUAUCACAUCGGUCAUUCCACGAUAGCGAGUUUAGGAUUGCAGGAACACGCGGCGGCGUCACACUUUGAAGGUUUGGUGACAACGUUGUGUGGUUACUGCGUUAUCGGAGUUUGCCUAGUGGUCCUCCAUACUCUUGCCGCUCUGUUAGGCUUUCAGCGUUCCCAGCGAAUCUUAGGGCUUUGCUACGUUAUCGUCAAAGUUUCUUUACUCUCCGUCGUGGAGAUCGGCGUACUUCCAUUAGUUUGCGGCUGGUGGUUGGAUAUUUGCUCGUUGGCGAUGUUCGACGCCACACUUCGAGAUCGAGAAUCCUCGUUCAGACUCGCUCCUGGCACAUCUAUGUUCAUUCAUUGGCUGGUGGGAAUGAUCUAUAUAUAUUACUUCGCGUCGUUCAUCCUUCUCUUACGCGAAGUUUUGCGACCCGGAGUUCUCUGGUUUCUGCGAAAUCUGAACGAUCCUGAUUUCUCUCCUAUACAAGAAAUGAUACAUCUUCCCAUACUGCGACACGUACGGCGACUAGUCGCGUCCGCGAUCAUAUUUGGCACAGCGAUUUUACUCAUGUUGUGGCUGCCCGUGAAAAUUCUGCGAUGGGCUUGGCCAGGAUUUUUACCCUACACCGUGACUGUACAAAGUGAAGCUCAGGUUAGCGAACUUUCAUUGGAAUUGCUUCUAUUGCAAGUGAUCCUUCCCGCGUUAUUGGAACAAUCGCAUACGCGCACAUGGUUAAAGGCUCUAGUAAGAGCGUGGUGCCGCGUGGUAGCGUGGAUGCUAGAUCUGCAGUCAUACUUGUUGCGUGAUCAGGCGGAUGAUCCGGGAUUAGCAGUCAUCGAGGAACCACAACAUCCGGACUUGGGCGCUGCGCAUCAAGCGUUAUUACAACGGGAGGGACCUACGGGAUUUCAACCUUACACCAGACCACGGUGGUUCCCCGCGCGAUUGGUCGGGCUUUUGUUCUGCGUUUGCGUAUCGCUCGUGAUCGCCAGUCUAGUCGCUAUGACGCUACCCGUAUGGCUUGGACGUAGAGUGAUGGCAUUAUGGAUGGUAGGGGCACCUGCUCCGUCGCCGCCUGUUUUACCACCUGCGGUGACCAGUUCCGACGGUGGUGAUACUGUAGGCCCUCUGUCCGGAAGAGUACACGAAGUGUACACGAUAGCGUGUGGAACAUAUGUGUGUUGGGCCGCGGCGCGAGGCUUAGCCCUGGCCUUCUCCUGGUUGCCUCGUGGCCGCAGAGCCAUCAUAGACCGAAUUAAACACUGGGCGAUCUUGGGCGUCAAGGCCUCGGUGGCAUUCGUACUGCUUGUCGGUGUCAUACCGCUUUUAUUCGGUCUUCUUCUCGAGUUAGUGGUGGUGGUUCCGUUGCGCGUUCCGUUGGAGCAAAAUCCCAUUCUAUUUAUCUGGCAAGAUUGGGCCUUGGGUGUACUGUACACGAAGAUAGCUACUGCUGUGACGAUGAUGGGGCCCGAUUGGCGAAUACGUCUCGCUAUCGAGCGGGCGUACAACGACGGGAUAAGGGAAAUGGAUCUAAAAUUUGUCAUCAAGGAAUUAGCAGCUCCCGUUAUAUGUUGUUUCGGCCUUGCCCUCGCGAUUCCUUAUGCCGUGGCCUACGGAAUAGUUCCACUUUUCGUGACCAAUCUGCAGACCCAGAUCCUCAUUGCCAGACGUUUAUAUCCUUUUCUUCUUUUAGUGAAUCUGGUCUGUGUAGUGAUCUAUUUUCAGAUACGCCAGUUUAAGAAGUUGUACGAGCAUAUUAAGAACGACAAAUAUCUCGUAGGGCAAAGGCUCGUCAACUACGAACAUCGUAACAAAUCGCAACAACAUCAAUCACAGAGGUCGAGCUAACAACAUCAGUAAUAUUAUACAAAACAUGAAUUAUGGUGGAAGAUGAAUUCUAGGAUUAGCUUCGUGUACAUUCUUUAACAACUACUUAUGAUCAAUAAUUUAUAUUAUAGUCAUGAGAUUUUAUUUUUAAUAUUAUAAUUUAUUGAUGUAAAGCGAUACUGAAUAAAUCAAAAAGACUGUUAUCCAGUGUAUCGCUCCUCAUUUUGAUGCUUCGCAGUUUUAAUAUCAUGCGAAUUUCAAUUAUCUUAUAUGAUAAAUUUUAUUAUCUUAAUUUAUAAAUAAUGAGUGCGAUUUGAAUCGCAUUAUUUAUGGUAAGAACACUUAUGGUUAGAAUUAAAAUAAAUGGGUGUUGAGAAAACAACAUACCAUUUCAUUCUUUACUAGAUAGUUACAAAAUUCUGAUAUAGUAGCAUGUCUAUUCUGUAAUUUCUCGGCAAUAAUAUAAAUAUCACUAUCCUUAAUGUGUUAUUAGAUAGAUAACAUAUAACAUGUAAACUGCAUAAAGCAUAUAAUAACGAUAUUAGAGAGUUGGGGAAUUACAGAAUAAGCAUACAGUAUAAAACAACGCUACAAAUGUAAGCCGCCUCUGUACUAAGUGUACAGAAUAUAAUAAAAACUCUCAAGAACUUUUUGGAGCUUGGAUUAACAAAAAAAGAAAUGUAUGAAAGUACAUUGUAGUCAUUGUUAUGUACAAUAGUAAUGUAGGAUAUAACUUCUCGAUCUUAUGUUGUGGAAUUUAUAUUAGUUUGUAAUACACAAACGCACAUAUAUAUAUAUUAAAAGACUAUCCAUGAUUGUAGAAAAAAUUUUUUUGGAUACAUUUCUCAUGAAAUCAAAAAUAUUUUUGUUAUAAGCUUAAACACUUGUGCGAAAAUUAAAGUUUUGUAUAUAUAAGUUACAAUAUUUCUCAUAUUGUUCAUGUGUGAAGAUUAUUCGAAGUAUUUAUAUAUGAAUCGUAUGUAGAUACUCUAUGAAACGAUAUGUAUAUACAUGUCAUAUUUACAAUAAACUAAUAUUUUGUGACAAACUGA